UGACUGGGGUUGACAGUGAUUGAACAGCAGCAGUGAAGCGUCUCAUCUGUGGUCAUUUGAUCCAGGAGUUGCAGGAGCCCUAGCGUUUCUUACUGCAGACUUAUAUCACCUGUGUUUCAUGGGACCAGAAGAGCUGCAGAAAUCUGCAGUGGUAUUUGAGUUGACCGGCUGUGGGCAGGAGAACUGAGUCAGGAGUCCAUCUUAAACCCAGAUCAUUGACGUAACCAACCCUCUGACAGGGUCAUGGUGUACCUGGCCCACACGGUUCACUGGCAGUUCCUGGGCCUAGUGAUUGGUUGUGUAGGCUGGAUCCUGACCAUGGCCACCGCGGGCCACAACGAGUGGAGGCUGUGGUACGUAGAGGACGUCUCCGUGGUAACUUCUGGCGUGGCCUGGGUGGGCGUGUGGCGGGCGUGUUUCUACAGCCACACUCUACCCGACUCAGAGUUCUGCCAGCCAAUCGGCAUUGCCGACCCGUUUGUUCCCGUGGAGAUCUCUGUGGCACAGGUGGUCAUCAUGGUAGCAGUGAUCACUGGACUCUUGGGAAACAUCCUUGGUGCGUACUCAGUGAGGAACAUCUAUUUUGGUCAGAAGACUCAUGACUUUAUCAGACUGACGUUCUCAGGGGCCGGUGGGCUGUACGUCCUGACAGGGGUCAGCUUUCUGGUCCCUCUAGUCUGGAACGUGAAAUCUGUCCUGACUAAUCAGACCGUAGCAUUCCCCCCAGAGUUCCACCUCCCUCCUGCCCCCCUCAGACAGGAAGUGGGCGGAGCUAUCUGGAUGGGGGUCGGUGCUUCGAUCUUCCUUAUCUUCGGCGGUCUCCUAUUCCUCUGCUACAGGUAUGUUAUCAGGGCUAAGCCAGUCAGUGGAGAGAACGACAAGGACCCUCUACAUGGGCCACCCAUAAGACUAAAGUCUAUAUUAGAGAAUGGAGACAAGGAGACGAAAGACAACCCUGCCUUCCAGGCUGAGGAAGACCUUUAGGGCCGAGGGCAGACAAACAGGCACUUGUAAACUCCCCGUCAUGGAUUUAAAAGCACAGAAUUGGUUUAAGCGUUGGCUGGAGAGAGUUUCUGCCAUUGUUUAAUACAUGCAAGAAAGGGUGCAAGUACACACUUUGGGAGAAUGGUGGGGAAUCAGAAUUCAACCAUAAAACACUGGAAAGCAGAACCAUAGAACACCCUUCUCUCUGUGAAAUUAUAAUUUUAGCAUGAUCGUUGAAGUUUAGAGUACAGCUUUGACAAGUGCAUAGACGCAGUGAUCUACAUUUUGGUCUCUGAUAAAUGUGACUAAUGAAAACUGCAAUUGUAUUGUUUGAUUGUAUAUAUUUGCAAACUAAUUUAUUUGAAAUGUUGUAACUGUAAUUUUGUAGUGAUCAUGCUUGUUGUUCUCGGGGCACCAUUACAAAUGAGACCCUGAUCUCAAUGGAUUUCGCAGUUAAACAAAGGCUAAUAAUAAAAUAUAAGUAACAUGACAAAGUUCAUGAAAUCCUUGGAAUGUUAUCAUGUGUAAAAUAACUUUUUUUUAAAUGAAUGGGGCAGCUGUACUGUAUUGUUACUGCAUAUAAUUUCAUAAUAAAUAGAUUUUUAUAUUGAAAUCACUUCCUGCUAUGUUGCUCCUGUUGUUGGACCCCUGUCGUGAAUGAAAUUAACUGUACAGCACCUCUCAGUGUGGUGCCAACACUUCAUACCCAGCUCUCUGGGGCUGCGUCUCUAUUCCCUAUGGCACCCUAUUCCCAUUAUA
Salvelinus sp. IW2-2015 is the source of this 1743-nucleotide messenger RNA. It is a transcript of the gene cldn34a, whose product is annotated as claudin 34a. Gene Ontology annotation, biological process: bicellular tight junction assembly; cell adhesion. NCBI's taxonomy places the organism in Eukaryota, Metazoa, Chordata, Actinopteri, Salmoniformes, Salmonidae. The record is from RefSeq and is a predicted model, not a curated record. Gene Ontology annotation, molecular function: structural molecule activity. Gene Ontology annotation, cellular component: bicellular tight junction; plasma membrane.